GUCACUUAAGCACUUAGCUUGAAUAAUUUUAUUAGUUAAUGCUCUUAAUGGUCUCAUCCUUGCUCUCACUUAUAAUUAAAGCUUAUCUUUGAGGUAUUGAGAGGUAGAGUUGAUGGGGAGACUAAUUAGUUUUGAGAGGGUGUUGGAGUGCUUCUCUUCAACAACAUCUUGCACUUCUUGUCUUUGUUUAAGUUCAUCAGUUGAAGAUGAAGAUAGUGAAGGGAUGGCAUUAAUGAAAAUUCAUGCAGAGCAAAUAGCAAAGCUUCAAGAUGUUGAUAAUGGAUGCAAGACUUUGGCUUUUCAUCUGGAACCCAAGACUGUUGUUUUAAGAGUUUUAAUGCAUUGUGGUGGAUGUGCAAAGAAAGUUGAGAAACAUAUUUCAAAGAUGGAAGGAGUGAGCUCUUGUGAAGUGGAUCUAGAGAGCAACAAAGUGGUUGUAAUAGGGGACAUAACUCCUUUUGAGGUUCUCAACAGUGUCUCCAAAGUCAAGUUUGCAGAGCUAUGGGUGUCUCCCCCUUGACCACCUUCUCAUAAAUAAACUUAACACAUAUUAUUUGCAAAUCAAUCAAGCUUUAUUUAUAUUAUUAUUUUCUAUCUUUCUCUAUGAUAAUUAAUUAAGUGAGACAUUAAUGAGAUGAUAAUUCAAAGUUUAAUAAGUCUUAUCAUCCAAUUAGUUUGCUCCUCAAAUAUUUGAUUAUAUAGAGUGUGUGAAAAAUUAAUGUUUGUUCUCUUAUGAGUAUGU
This is a messenger RNA of Dioscorea cayenensis subsp. rotundata (Guinea yam), 742 nucleotides long. Its product is annotated as protein SODIUM POTASSIUM ROOT DEFECTIVE 2-like. NCBI's taxonomy places the organism in Eukaryota, Viridiplantae, Streptophyta, Magnoliopsida, Dioscoreales, Dioscoreaceae. Gene Ontology annotation, molecular function: metal ion binding. The record is from RefSeq and is a predicted model, not a curated record. The coding region runs from base 113 to 520 and encodes 135 amino acids. The transcript is spliced from 3 exons.